AUGUGGGCAUACGGACUGCUACUGAGGCGGGGGAAACCGACGCCCCCGGCGGGGGAAACCGACGCCCCCGGCGGGGGAAACCGACGCCCCCGGCGGGGGAAACCGACGCCCCCGGCGGGGGAAACCGACGCCCCCGGCGGGGGAAACCGACGCCCCCGGCGGGGGAAACCGACGCCCCCGGCGGGGGAAACCGACGCCCCCGGCGGGGGAAACCGACGCCCCCGGCGGGGGAAACCGACGCCCCCGGCGGGGGAAACCGACGCCCCCGGCGGGGGAAACCGACGCCCCCGGCGGGGGAAACCGACGCCCCCGGCGGGGGAAACCGACGCCCCCGGCGGGGGAAACCGACGCCCCCGGCGGGGGAAACCGACGCCCCCGGCGGGGGAAACCGACAAUCGGUGUGUGCCUCAUGGUUGA
Molecule: messenger RNA, 417 nt
Organism: Schistocerca americana (American grasshopper)
Lineage: Eukaryota; Metazoa; Arthropoda; Insecta; Orthoptera; Acrididae
Product: proline-rich protein HaeIII subfamily 1-like
Exons: 2
Coding region: 1-417 (138 amino acids)
Source: RefSeq, a predicted model, not a curated record